Molecule: messenger RNA, 1429 nt
Organism: Bipolaris maydis ATCC 48331
Lineage: Eukaryota; Fungi; Ascomycota; Dothideomycetes; Pleosporales; Pleosporaceae
Source: RefSeq, a predicted model, not a curated record
AGUGUUUGGCGCGGCGAGUCAUGCUGCAACUCGAUUCUGCUGUCGCGACUCUGGUUGCGAGCAUCUGAGGCAAAGACGGACCCGAUUAGCCAAGCAGCUGCCACAGGGCCUGAUGCGCCCCUCUGAUUCGCAGCCAUGAGAGAGCUCUCGUCAUCCUUUUGCUCUCCUGCGUCACCCUGCCACCCUGCCACCCUGCCCCUCCAGCCCAGUUGACCGCAGGCUGCUUGUUCCACGACCCUCUCCCAACACGUCGCAGCAUACAAAUCCACACCACACCCCCCGCCCCGCAGCAAUGGUCCAAAACGCCCUCUUGCCCAAGCCCAUCCCCGCCGAUGCCGUCACCGUCGGCCAGCUGCUCACGGACCCCGUCCACCCAGAGCGCGACUCUUUCUACCCCGACAAGGCCCACUCGGCAGUCGAUGACCUGAACGAUUUCCACAUCCAGCUCCGCUACAAGGAUCUCUACUCAGUCGACACCGAGGGCCGUUUCAUGACAAACUAUGGCGCCAAAUUCGAUCUCGGACGGAUAUACAGACAGCCCAACCUGCUCACUGUCAAGGCUGAGCAGAUGGUCCAAUGCACCACCCAGAGCCCUACAAAGGCCUUCGAGGCCGUGUGCAGCGAUGCCGAUGCCCGCGCCUGGAUGGCCGAACAGAUCCAAGCAGGAAAGCCGCUGUACAUUGUUCUUGGUCUGACCGAACUCAAGAAUGCCACCUUCAAGCGCGCCAAGCUCCGUGACGCCGGCGCCUCUAACCGCCUCAACGAGUUGCCUCUCGACAAGGAUGCCAAGGUCCCCCCUUCUCUGCGCGGAAGAACUGGAGCCAGCCUGGGGGCAAUUGGCACCGAGCCCUUGAUAUCAGGCGUCUUCGGCAUGGACGUGAGGCGCAUUGUCGCCAGACUCACCACCCCCGCAGAGCCACAUCGCCUCGAGGAUAUUGGAUACCGAUGGUCCUACUACGACGUCCCCGGUUCCGCCAACAAGGAGCAAUUGGCAGUUGGUCUAGGCCAGUCGCUCAAGGCCAAUGAACUGCGCCUCAUGCUCGACCUCAGCAAAGAAGACGUCCAGGAUAAUCUCGAUGCCAUAAGCAAGCUCAGUCUCGAUGCAAUGAGCGCUACGGCUAGUCCCAUGCUCAAGCCUAGCACUCCCAUGCUACGCGGACGAUCACCUUCCCCGCACCCCGCCAUGCUCCGCUCAUAGCAUCACCCGACCAACAUGUACCCCGCAACAAGCCGUGUCUGAUGGUGUUGACUUUACGUCUUUGUUGGAAAAAUUAGACUCUGAUGGAUGCUCUUGCCGUGAACCAUGACCCUUACGAUCUGGCAUCUAUUCUUAUGUAAUAAUCAUAUACGCAUCAAGUCCAUUCUUGCUGGUCUCUUGACAUGUCAGUGCAUACAUUGGCGAGAAUACAUUUCAUCUUUUUGUCGCACA